AUGGUGCUCGUGUUUCAAGGCUGGAUCGGCUACCUUGGCGACUGCUACCGGCUGUACGCUUCUUCUGCUAUCGCUGCCACCGUGAUCGGGCGCUCGCUGUCUGGUGCUACUAUUCCACUCUGCACGCACCAGCUGCACGAAAAGCUCGGCGGCAUGGCGUAUCUGUACACGAUGCUGGCUGGUCUGGUGCUGCUCACCACUCCGAUCCCCUUUGUUGUGCUUCGAUACGGCGAGAGGCUGCGUGCCCGAUCCAUGUACAAGCCAGCCGCAGGCUGA
Molecule: messenger RNA, 276 nt
Organism: Pseudozyma hubeiensis SY62
Lineage: Eukaryota; Fungi; Basidiomycota; Ustilaginomycetes; Ustilaginales; Ustilaginaceae
Product: multidrug transporter
Exons: 1
Coding region: 1-276 (91 amino acids)
Biological process (GO): xenobiotic detoxification by transmembrane export across the plasma membrane
Molecular function (GO): fluconazole transmembrane transporter activity
Source: RefSeq, a predicted model, not a curated record